GCAUAUAAACAAAAGUAGGAGGAGUAACCUGAAAAGAAGGCGGGAGCUUUCCCGAAACAUCACAUAUGGUUACGACGCCGUUUACAGUUGCCUCCAGUCCUAAUGCUUCUACUAUAAAUUUUCCUUUCACUACAGAAAAGUCUAGAUUCGAAUCAAAACCCAGCAAUAAGCAAAAUCAUUCUUCUCCAAAUCGCUCCAUAUAUCUGAAUUAACAAUGGCAACUGAACAACCAAAGCCAGCUGCUGAAGAUGUGAAGAUGGAUCUAUUCGAGGACGACGACGAAUUUGAAGAGUUUGCAAUUGAUCAAGAGUGGGAGGAUAAAGAGGAAGGCAAAGAAGUAACACAGCAAUGGGAAGAUGAUUGGGAUGAUGAUGAUGUCAACGAUGACUUCUCUCUGCAGCUCAGGAAGGAACUGGAAAGCAACAGUGAGAAGAAAUGAGCUACAUUUGCCCAUGAGGUUUUAUCCCUCUCAACAUUGAACCAUGUUAUUCCUGUUCUGAGUGAGAGAUGUUGCCAUAUGUUUGUACUCUUUUAUUUUGCUGAAUACGUGAAACUUAGCUUUCACCUUUUGUUGACAGUAUGAGACCUGUGGCAUACAAACUCAAAUUCAGUUCCAUGUGAUCUUAGUUUGAGCAGAAAAAAUUGAGUAGUAUUCUGUCUA
Messenger RNA from Capsicum annuum, 661 nucleotides. RefSeq names its product protein DELETION OF SUV3 SUPPRESSOR 1(I). Gene Ontology annotation, biological process: mRNA export from nucleus; proteasome assembly; double-strand break repair via homologous recombination. The transcript is spliced from 3 exons. The record is from RefSeq and is a predicted model, not a curated record. The coding region runs from base 215 to 439 and encodes 74 amino acids. Gene Ontology annotation, cellular component: proteasome regulatory particle, lid subcomplex; proteasome complex. NCBI's taxonomy places the organism in Eukaryota, Viridiplantae, Streptophyta, Magnoliopsida, Solanales, Solanaceae.